AUGGCGCUCGUAGCCUAUUCCGACUCCGAGGCCUCUGACACCGAGCCAGAUACCACCCCCGCACCUCCCGUCGAGAAAUCCAAGAAACCCGAUGCAAGCACCGGCUUCCAAGUCGAUCGCGGCAACCCGCGCAAGAUUCGCGUCGCUCUGCCGGAGCUGAAACCCGAAGGUCCUACAGACGCAGAUGGUGAUGAUGGACCCGCGCGCAAGAAGGCCAGGCUGGGAGGAGGUUCGGGAGGUGCAUUCUCGGGCUUCAACUCGUUCCUGCCCGCGCCCAAGCGGGUGGCUGAGAAGAAAGUACCGAUAGCAUCCACGCGCAAGAUAUUCAGUUUAAAGACUGGUGCUGAGCCUGGGUUUGACCGCUCCGCAGAUGCGGAGAUGAGGAAUAGUCGGGCACUUGAGGAUGACACUAGUACGGGCGAUGGGAUCAGUCCUGUCGCUGGCAGCUCGGAGAGUACAUCAGACCUGCCAAUGAAGAAGACAGAGGCUGGAGAAGUCAAGCUCCAAGGAAACCCUAUGAUGUUCCGGCCACUAUCUGUCGCACGAAAUCAAAAGAAGAAAAAGACGACCACCAAGGUCGCGUCUCAGCCCACACCUUCGGCACCAGCUCCUGCAGCGGCAAAGCCAGUAGAAGCUGUGGCAGAACAAUCGACAGCACCAGCUCCUGCUCUCGCGCCACCCAAACCAAAAUUCAGCCUAUUCUCGCUAUUAUCCGAUGACACAGCUGCGACAGAGACGGCUUCGACGACCACGGGAACCUACGAGCCUUUGGUUUACAACACCGGUACCGAGGCUGCGGCAACGGACCCAGCGCUGGUACCAGAGUCCAUGCCUACCGACGCAGCAUACUAUCCAACCAAUGCUUCCGUAUCGUCCUCCCUGGACACAAUCGCCAAUGACCUCAACCUAUCCAAAUCCGAACGCCGGCAACUCUUCGGCCGCAAUGCCCCCUCAGCCGACUCCCGCAUCCUCACAUUCAACACGGAUAAAGAGUAUGCCUCGAACCAAGCUAUCAGCGAGGCCGAACUCGCUGCUACACAGCACAAUCCCGUCCGUGCUAUCGCUCCUGGCAAGCAUACCUUGCAGCAGCUGGUCAAUGCCGCGAGCAGUCAGAAGGAUGCUCUGGAGGAGAGCUUUGCCACUGGAAGGAGGAACAAGAAGGAAGCUGGUUCCAAGUAUGGAUGGUAG
Messenger RNA from Penicillium cataractarum, 1188 nucleotides. Its product is annotated as PRCC domain-containing protein. The record is from RefSeq and is a predicted model, not a curated record. Gene Ontology annotation, cellular component: nucleus. The transcript has a single exon. The coding region runs from base 1 to 1188 and encodes 395 amino acids. Lineage: Eukaryota; Fungi; Ascomycota; Eurotiomycetes; Eurotiales; Aspergillaceae.